GAUUUAAGUUGACCCCAUACUGUAACCUAGCGUAACAUUAGUAGAAAACCGUACAAGGCUACAUAUGAAAUCGGAGAAAUACGUUGUAUCCCGUAAUGUUCCAACCAAUAGCCCAACCGAAUGACGAAUCGCCUAAGCUGUGAACUUCCUCAAAACGUGUGGUUGAAGGGUCGAAGAGAUGAAGAGGAGACUCCUGCUCGUGUCCAACUCAACGCUUCACGGGGGAGGAUAUCUGGAACAUUGUCAGCAACAGAUUAAAGACUUUUUCGGACACGGUGUGAAGAGGGUUUUGUUCAUCCCAUAUGCACUGCACAACAGAGAUGCUUAUGCAAAGACAGCUCGGGACAAGUUCAAAACCCUGGGGUAUGAGGUGGACAGCAUACAUGAGGCAUCAGACCCUGUGAAAGCAGUGAGGGAGGCUCAAGGCAUUUUCAUAGGUGGGGGCAACACUUUCCGUCUGCUGAAAAGUCUGUAUGAUAACAGCCUUGUAUCUGAGAUCAAAAAGAGGGUUCUACAGGACGGAGUGCCCUACAUGGGCUCCAGCGCCGGCACCAACGUCUCCACUGUCAGCAUCCACACCACCAACGACAUGCCCAUCGUGUACCCGCCCUCCUUCGCUGCCCUGGGACUGGUGCCCUUCAACAUCAACCCCCACUACCUGGACCCUGACCCCCACAGCAGACACAUGGGUGAGACGCGGGAGCAGAGGAUCACCCAAUUCCACGAGGAGCCAGACACGCCACCUGUUCUGGGAUUGAGAGAGGGAUCUCUGCUGCUUGUGGAAGGAAACAGGGCUACUCUACUGGGAACCUGCAAGGCCAGACUCUUUACUAGGGGGAAUCCAACAACCGAAUAUGAGACUGGCAGUGACCUCAGCUUCUUGCUGACAGACAGACAGUGAUGGACAGA
Molecule: messenger RNA, 909 nt
Organism: Esox lucius (northern pike)
Lineage: Eukaryota; Metazoa; Chordata; Actinopteri; Esociformes; Esocidae
Product: peptidase E
Exons: 9
Coding region: 179-901 (240 amino acids)
Biological process (GO): proteolysis
Molecular function (GO): serine-type peptidase activity
Source: RefSeq, a predicted model, not a curated record